GAAAAAAAAGCUGGAAACAAUCAGAAAUGCUUUUGAUUUGUUGACCAUUCUGGAACAGGUCAUGCCUGAUAAUAUUAUUGACAAACUGAAGAGUUGUCUGACUCAGAUUGGACGGAAUGAUCUCCUGCAAGACCUUCCUGACUACAAGGCUUCUGCAGGUGCCUCUAGAAGAUCUGUACAGGAGGUUCGUCAGGACUCUGGACAUGCCGCCGCUGCGCCCAAACCUGAUGGAGCAGCACCUGGUUCUGAUGCAAAGAAAGCCACAACUAAAGUUCUAUUUCCAGGUUCUCUUGGCAAAGCCAACCCAAGGUAUAGAUGUCGAAACAGUUAGUGAUAUGGAUCUGAUCAGCCUAGCUGCUGCAUCUGUUUGCUUAAUUGGCACCUAUGGAACCGGCUUCAGAGUGGGCGAUAAGUGUAUAAUGACAGCAGCGCAUGUCCUCCAAUUCGCCCUUGAAAUACAAGACGGAGAGAUUUUGGACGUGGAUUUUGGUGAACGUUCAUCAUGUUUCAAACGUUGUGUUCAAAAAAAAUUAAAUUCAACUGAACUACACGUAUAUGCACAUUUCACCCAUGGGCGAGAUUGUUACUACAAACUCACGACUUUACGGUAUGUUGAUAUACAUUUGGAUACCGCUGUGGUAGAACUAGCACCUUCUACAGAUGGGAACCCGUUUCCACAAGCAUUCACACGCUUCCGGGGAGACUAUAAAGGCAGGUUCAGCUUAAUAGGCCAUGUAGGGGACCGGAAACUGUACAGAGAACACAACUGCUACACCAUCACUGAGAGGGAGGUCUUUCAGAGGAUGAAAAUAGAAUUGUGGAAAAGAGGAAUCAAGCCUGAUCAUCUGGAAAUCUAUGACAAAUUUGGAACAGACUCUUCCUUUCUGGAGUUCCACUGCUCCUUGACACAUGGAGCGUCAGGGUCACCAGGUUUUGUCGUGCACCACGGUGAAGUCUGUGUUGUCACCAUGUUACAAGCAGGAUACCCCGAAAACCCAUCUGAUAUACCUAUAGACCCCAGACUCUGUGUAGAACAGGGUGUUACCAUGACAGCUAUUUAUCAACAUAUCAAGAGCACAGAUAAAGAACUCCACCAGGAUAUUUUUGGUUGACACUGAUGUAAGGGGUUGGGCAUUCAGUGCUAUCACGUGCGACUCUAGAGACUGGAGAAAUCUAUGCUGCAACGUUAUUUGCAUCGUAAUGAUAGAACACUGAACAGUGAUCAGUACAUUUUAGACCAUAUGUGCGUGAGUGAGAGAGUAUGUUUUUACGCCGCUUUUAGCAAUAUUCAAGCAAUAUUACGGCGGCGGACACCAAAAAUGGGCUUUACACAUUGUACCCAUGUAGGGAAUUGAACCCGGGUCUUCAGCGUGACGAGCGAACGCUAUAACCUAUAGGCUACCCCAUCGCCCCUAGACCAUAUGUACUUGAUAUUUAAUAAAAUCAUUUUGACUUUU
Molecule: messenger RNA, 1457 nt
Organism: Haliotis rubra (blacklip abalone)
Lineage: Eukaryota; Metazoa; Mollusca; Gastropoda; Lepetellida; Haliotidae
Exons: 5
Coding region: 117-1112 (331 amino acids)
Biological process (GO): regulation of apoptotic process
Molecular function (GO): protein binding
Source: RefSeq, a predicted model, not a curated record